Molecule: messenger RNA, 928 nt
Organism: Tarenaya hassleriana
Lineage: Eukaryota; Viridiplantae; Streptophyta; Magnoliopsida; Brassicales; Cleomaceae
Product: cysteine-rich repeat secretory protein 38-like
Exons: 2
Coding region: 72-827 (251 amino acids)
Source: RefSeq, a predicted model, not a curated record
UCACAAAAUGUCCAUUUGAAAUUCCAAAAAAAAAAAAAAAGAUAUCUAAUUCGAGAGAAAAGGAAACAAUAAUGUCUUCAAAAAACCUAGUUUUGCUCCAUUGCAUGGCAGUGCUUCUCCUUGUACGCAGCGUUUCGAGCUCCCAAGACAACGCGUUUCUCUUCCAUGUAUGUUCCGACAUAGAGGGAACCUUCACGACGAAGAGUCCGUACGAGACUAACCUAAACAUGCUCCUCGGUUCCCUCUCUUACAAAGCUCCUCCUACAGGGUUCGGCCUCGGCUCGGCCGGUCAGUCCCCCGACAAAGUUAACGGUCUAGCCCUCUGCCGUGGCGAUGUCUCCCCAGCCGACUGCCGCUCCUGCAUCACCGCCGCCACCCCUGAGUUACGUAAGAGAUGUCCGAACAACAAAGGCGGAGCAAUAUGGUACGACUUCUGUCUGGUCAAGCACUCGACCAUCAACUUCUUUGGAAAGAUAGACUACGACAACAAAUUCUACUUGUACAACGUCAACAACGUGACCGAUCCGACUUCUUUCAACGCCCAGACGAAGAACCUCCUCUCCCGGCUCUCGAAAGAAGCAGCCGCCGUGAAGAAGCUUUACGCCGCCGGGGAAGAUAACCUCUACGGCGGCGCUGGCUCCGGGAAGAAGAAGUUGUACGGAUUAGUGCAGUGUACGAGGGACUUGACGAGUGAAGCAUGUACGGCUUGUCUGGAUGGGAUCAUCGGUGAGCUCCCCAAUUGUUGCGACGGUAAAGAAGGUGGAAGAGUUGUGGGUACGAGCUGUAAUUUUAGGUAUGAGAUUUACCCUUUUGUUAGUAGCUCUUGAUUGAUGAAGAAUUUGAUGUGGAGCGAUCGUGGUUUCAUGUUUUAAUAAAUAUGUAACGAUAAUUAAAUAAAAUAAAAGUAUAGCCAAGAGAUUAUAUUCGC